Molecule: messenger RNA, 1815 nt
Organism: Lolium rigidum
Lineage: Eukaryota; Viridiplantae; Streptophyta; Magnoliopsida; Poales; Poaceae
Exons: 1
Coding region: 60-1676 (538 amino acids)
Biological process (GO): exocytosis
Cellular component (GO): exocyst
Molecular function (GO): phosphatidylinositol-4,5-bisphosphate binding
Source: RefSeq, a predicted model, not a curated record
CACAAGAUCGCUGCUUUCCGGCAAACCAGUGUCGUGUCCAUCCUCCACAAGGUCGCGGCAUGGCGGGGCGGCUUGCUUUGGCGCCGGAGUUGGGAGAAUGGGACAACCGAGACCCUGCUCAGUUCCCGCCGCGCAACUUCUACCGAGACUUGAUCCGGAACAUCGGCGUGGCCCGACGGCGGUGCAACAGACAGCCCGUUCAUACCGGAUCUACAUCUACCUAUUCAUCGUACUCGACCGCAUCAGGUGCUUCGAAUCCGUACUUUUACCAGCCCAAUAACUCCUACUGCUCCUCCCGUUCUAGUUCGCACUCCGGCGCCAUAGCAGACUUCGGCACCCACGACCACGAGCUCACGAAGAUCGCUCGCCGGAUGGUCAGCGACGGGUACGCCCAGCGCAUGGUCACCGCAUUCGGUGGUGGUCCGGACUGUGCUUGUCUAGAGACUUGGUUCAUGGAGCUCGACGUCCACUGGGUUCUCCAACUCCACGAGGAGCAUGGCUUACCACCAGACCUACAAGACAAGACGUCGGCCGCGUCGCACCAAGAAUUGAUCGAGAGGUGGAUCCGAGCUCUCACCGUAAUCACUGCCAGUAUAGUAGAGCUGGUCCUGAUCGUCACCGUCGAUGAGAUGCCGGCGGUCGCACGGUUCGGCAAAGCAAGCAUGGCCAAGAUGCUUGUCUUUGUCGGUGCCAUUAUCCCUGCUCUUGAGGCGGGUAUGAUAGGAACCCUAGUAGAUAUGUAUGUCUGGGUCUCCAGUGCAUCAUACAGGUUCACGCCGCUGCUAAUCUCUCGAGAAGCCCAAACCAUACUCGACGAGAUAGGUCGCUCGUUGUCUCGCCUAAGAGAAGCCAUAUCUAGCACAACGGAGGCGGCGAGGACAUUCAUCGAGGAUGAAGACUCGAACUGGGCUAUCGCGAUUCAGCGAGGAAGAGGCGAGGUUCACGAGUGCACUCGGUUGAUGGUGGAUUUCAUCAGGUACCUGGUUAACGCAGAGGGUUCGAUGCGAAACACCGCACACAGCCAUGAUACCGCCUACCUUCGUGGCCUCAUACAUGAUUAUGUGCAUUAUCUAAAGGACCUUCUCUUGAGGAAAUCAGAUCUGUGCUUAGACCUAAGCCUCAGGUACCUGUUCCUGCUCAACAAUUUCUAUUUAGUAACGAAUCGGUUUGAGCCAUUGCCCGGAGGCCAUUGGGGACUAACACCUGAAUGUAAAAAGUUCAUGGAUAGCUAUCUCGAUGUUUCUUGGGGACAUGUGCUCUCUCACGUACAGAAAAAAGUUUUCGUGGACACCGCUCUCGAUGUUUCUUGCGGACCUGUGCUGUUCGGCAUAACGAGAAAAGGUUUACAUGGUUCAGGCCAACAUCGUAAGAAUACCUCUUCACUGGCUAAGUUCAACUCAGCAUUUCAUCAAAUGUACCAGGCUCAAAAGUUUUGGAAGGUUCCAUUUCCUCGGCUCAGACAUGUGUUGCGGGAAUCUAUCACGGAGAAAGUUAUAUCAGUUUACGGCUACUACCUGGAAAAGCAUCCGGACCUAGAGAAACACAUUAGCUGCCAUAGAGUUAUCUCAGCCCCAAGUUACUGGUACUUCAUGAAGAAGAAUCGGGAGCUGGAGAACCUCAUUAGCAGCAGUCCCGACGUGUUGAAGGAGAUGCUUGCUGAGCUAUUCGAAAGAUGAAAACUGCUCUAGACAUCAAAUAGCUAGUCACCCUACUGUAUAUGAUACCUAAAUUCAUGAUUGUCAUUGUAUUUAGAGUUUUUUGUUUGAACUUUGAAGUGAAGUUGUAUUUUAAGUUCAAAUUGUUGCUUAGGCGCCA